Messenger RNA from Mitosporidium daphniae, 549 nucleotides. RefSeq lists its product as uncharacterized. The coding region runs from base 1 to 549 and encodes 182 amino acids. The transcript has a single exon. NCBI's taxonomy places the organism in Eukaryota, Fungi, Microsporidia. The record is from RefSeq and is a predicted model, not a curated record.
AUGAGCUGCAGACCGAAAGCUAUUUGUCUCGAGUUUUUGAAAAAUGCGCACGAAAUAGAAGCCAAUUUGAAGGCGCUAUUUGGCUCUGUUCAAACUUUCGUCGAAAUUCUGAUCAGUUACAUGCAACGGCUGAAACACCCUCGUGAUGACGAUGAUGAUCAUGGUAAUGAUGGGGAUGAUCCCGCUGGGACCAAGCAAGAAGAUGCACUGUAUCAGGAGGAUCCUUUUAUGCUCUUGCAUAGGCAAGCUUCGCAGCUGAACUCAAUAGGCAUUCAAGUAAAGUACCUUUUUUUUUGCUACGAAAAUCUGCUUCGCUCCGGCUUUUUUGAUUAUUUCGUUCUGAAUUCCCUUCAUGACCUUCUUUUUAUCAUCGCAGAAAAUCUUCUCAAUGCUCAAGAUGCAUUCGAUACGCUGGUCGACUUUUAUGCAAAUAAGCCGGCUCAAAUUACGGAAUCAUCCCUGUUUUCCAUAUUGUGCGUAUUUUCUGUGAUUGCCAAAGCUGAAACCUCUCUGAUUGGCCACAUCAACCUUUUAAUCUCGUCAAUUUAA